GGUCAUCACACGCUGCUAGGACCAGUUCAAGUUUUGUAUCCGUCGUAAGCAAUUCGCGUUCCAUGGCCAGUGUUGAGUCGGCCGGAUCCAGUAGUUUGGCAUGUGCGUCAUCUAGUGUUUCUUCCACGUCUCAGCAUCAUUGUAUACCCUCAGGGGUUUCCUUUCUAUAUAUAUAUAUAUAUAUAUAUCCAUAGGACGGUCCAUGUUAUUCUUUACAUCUUUCAAUAAACUCUUUGAUUGGUUUGUUGGAUUUGUAUAGCGUGUGUAGUUCUUUUUUUAGAUCGUCGAUGCGUUUCAAAAUGGAGGUUUUUGUGCUGCGUGGAAUAUUGGUUUGACCGGCCACAAUAUGUUCUAAAUGUCGAAGACGUGCUUCAAAACCGUGUUCGUCCAUGGAAUAUGAUAUAUGGGGAAAUAUAUAUUUUCUUUGGUGCUCAAAAAGAGUUUACACUACCAGGAGAGGUUCAAACCGACACCUUUUGUUUUUUUUUUAACGUCAGCACACCACCUCAGGGUAAAAAAAAAAGGUUACUUACCACUUACCUUUUCCUUUUCUUGUGCGCUGACCUCCAACAUUAAAAAAAAAACCCCCUUCCCACAAACCCGCCCAAUCCACACAAAUGCAACCAUGGGGAGAACGGCAGUAUAUACGAUUGGCCAUGUCUACAAAUCACCGUUCAAAGACGCCAUGGUGAAAACCAACAGUGAGCUUCAAGAAUUACGACGUCAAGAAGGUCAAGAACGCGAAGCUGCGCAAAAGGCGAUUGAGUUGGCCGAUUUGAUCUUGAAAGAUCUCGAGCAUCCCGAUCGCGAUCCUAUUGCUACUGAUUGGGAUACGCGACAAACACUCAAGGCUGUCAAAGCGUGUCACUAUGCACACAGCGUACUGUCAAAAGAAGCGUUCAAGAACCCGGACUUGUUACGACAUAGUUUGAGAUAUUGGAUCGACGCGCUUGCUAGAUUGAAUCACUAUGACGACGCUAUUGAAUUAAGUAAAGAAUAUGUUACUUUGUUAAGUGAUGUGGAUGAUUUGAUGGUAUUAUACGAAGCCUAUCAUGAAAUAGCUGGACUUUACUUUUGCCGAGGGCACGAUCAAGAUCACGCCAAAUUUGACGACUUUGACAAUGCACGACGAUUUUAUAGUUUGGAGCGUAGAGCUCUCGAUCAGUUACCUGGAGACACUGAAGAUUUGGAAGACAUUAAGCGAUCCUCGGAUUUAAAUAUGGGCAUCAUUGAAGCCAAGGAAAUGGGAGGGUUGGAAAGGGCCCAAACGCUAUUCACGAGCGCGUUCAAGACUGCAGCGAAACUUGGAAAAUACAUUGAGCAACAGACGACAGCUUGGGAAAUGGGAAAUGCGUAUCGGAACCAUGGCCAUUUGGAACAACUUGCCAAAGCGCAGGGCAUCGAACUCAGUGUGAUCCGUCGCCACAAGCUGAAGGAUAAAGAAGUACUUGUUCGCUUUGAAAUUGUUAAAACACGAAUAGAGAUGGGACACUAUGAGAAAAGUCGUGAACUCUUGGAUGAUCUAAGAGGUCUAUUGGAUACUGAAGAGAUCAACGAAGAAUUAGUAAAGACGAUCUAGAAGAUAUCAUCAAUUAUUUGGAAUCAAGAAGAAUCGCUAUAUCAAAACUUCCUGACGUCAAUACACUGGGACCCGUCUACCGACGCGCUGUACUUUUCUUUGAACUUGGCAAGGCUGAGUUUGAAGAAAACAUGCUGCAUACUGCGCUAAGAUCUACAAGAAAUGGCAUACGGGAAGUUAAAAAGGAACCGACAUUGAUGGUACAAUUAGCGGGGUUGCUUCUCGAUUUGAAGCAACUUGAAGCAGA
Zychaea mexicana is the source of this 1826-nucleotide messenger RNA. RefSeq lists its product as uncharacterized. Lineage: Eukaryota; Fungi; Mucoromycota; Mucoromycetes; Mucorales; Lichtheimiaceae. The coding region runs from base 404 to 1579 and encodes 391 amino acids. The transcript has 8 exons. The record is from RefSeq and is a predicted model, not a curated record. Gene Ontology annotation, molecular function: protein binding.